AGAGCGCACCGCCCCGGUCCCCGGAACCAGAAGAUGGCACUGGCCGACACCGCGCGCCCCGGGUCCGGCUGCGGGUCCGGGUCCGACCCGGUCUGCCCCUUCCCGGAGAUCAUCGAGCUGAACGUGGGCGGCCAGGUGUACGUGACCCGGCACAAGACCCUGGUGGCGGUGCCGGACUCCCUGCUGUGGACCAUGUUCAGCAGGAACUCCCCCAAAGAGCUGGCCAAGGACGGCAAGGGCCGCUUCUUCCUGGACCGGGACGGGUUCCUGUUCCGCUACGUCCUCGACUACCUGCGGGACCUGAACCUGGUGCUGCCGGACUACUUCCCGGAGCGGAGCCGGCUGCGGCGGGAGGCGGAUUUCUUCCAGCUGCGGGAUCUGGCCAAAAGGCUGAUCAGCAGCCCACGGGUGAGCAAGGAGGAGGAUGGAGUCCUCCUCGGCGAGGAGACCGGCCAGGGAGACGCGGACACCGUGCGUAAUGACGCAUCGGAGCAGCAGUGCUGCUCCGAUGCGUCAUUACGCACGGUGUCCGCCGGUGGCACCGAUGCGCAAUUACGCACGGUGUCCGGCUCCGGCUCCAGCGCGCCGCGCUCCCCGUCCCUGGACUCCAGGAGGUCCGGAUACAUCACCGUGGGGUACCGGGGCUCCUACACCAUCGGCAGGGACACCCAGACCGACGCCAAGUUCCGGCGGGUGGCGCGCAUCACCGUGUGCGGGAAGACUUCCCUGGCCAAGGAGGUGUUCGGGGACACGCUGAACGAGAGCCGGGACCCGGACCGGCCCCCGGAGCGGUACACGUCCCGGUACUACCUGAAGUACAACUUCCUGGAGCAGGCGUUCGACAAGCUGACGGAGGCCGGGUUCCACAUGGCGGCGUGCAGCUCCACCGGCACCUGCGCCUACACCAGCAACGACCCCAACGAGGACAAGAUCUGGACCAGCUACACCGAGUACGUCUUCUGCAGGGACUGAGACCUGCUGGUGUGAAUAUUAGGGGUGUAACAUACAAUAAUCUCACGAUACGGUACGACACACGAUAUUGAGGUCACAAUAACGAUACGAUAUUAUAGGAGUAUUUUUUAACAACCUUUUUUUUUUCUGUAAUUCAAGUUUUUAGUAUUUUUUCAUUAUUGCAACACACAAAACGAACAUCAAACACCACAGACAUCAUGGAGGUCAAAAAUAGCAAAAAAAAAUAAAAAAAUUAUAUUAAUAGAAGAAAUAAAAAAUAAAAAAAAAGUAAAUUUGAAAAAUCUAAAAAUAAAUUAACUAAAAUUAAGACAGGCAGGUAAGUAAGUCCAAUUAACACAUCUGUCUACCAAAAGUAUUCAAUUUUUCUUUUACCAUAUCAUUUUCACAGUUUAAUCUUCUCAGCAUCUUCUCACACGCCACUGUCUCCAUCAUCUGUGUUUUCCACAUACUCGGUGUGGGGGCUUGUGGUUCACAAACACCUCAGAAUAGUCCGUGCACAUGUUAUUAGGCCAGUUUUUAAUAUUCUAAAACAAUAUUUGUCCAACAGAGGUACCACUGUUCUGUCUCCAAGGAGACAUAGUCUUGGCGAUCUGGGAAGUUCACAAUUUAAUGAUUUACUCAUACAUUCUAUAACUUUUUUUUUAACAACCUUGAAUGAGGAACAUAUGACUGGAAAAAAUAGUCUUUUUUUUGAAAGACACAAAAUACAAGACAAUGUUGUGCGUUUGCCGUAUUGUUACAGUUUGUAAUGCUUUAUAACUGUUUAAGUUUUAAAGAGAAAGCCAGGACAACCAUUUUCCACAAACUGAUUAUGAAUUAUUAUGAAUCUUCAGUUUCAUACAAGUACAAAUAUUUUGCCACAAACUGAAUAGUUUCUCUCAUGUAUGAUUUGACUUUUUUUCUUUUCCAGAAAUUUAACAACUAAAAUUAAAAAUAAAUAGAUAUAAGUAAAUGAAUAAACUAUGAAAAGUCCCAAACUCCAAAUGCAACAUGACUGUUAUUUAUCUUCUGCCAGAGCUCAGAGCUUCACCUGCUCCAGCCUGAGGCUGUAAGGUGAACCCCGGUAUCGUUUCAUCCUCACACCUUUGGGGACGACACAAUCUUUACAUCAUAAAAAAGAUUGAUUCAUGUUCACCUUAGAAGUAAAAGUUCGGAGCAAAAACCCUGCAAGAGUCCCGUGAUCGGGACCACAAAACGGUACUAGUUUCUUCUGAGCGUAGUCAGAUUUUGGUCCGCGGGUCGAGGCGCGGUCGUCACGUGAUCCCGCUGCACCAAUAGGAUGUUACUAGUAAACACAAUAUAUUCAUAUUAAUAACCCAAUAUCGCGCUAUAGUUUGUCACCUCCACGACACGUAUCGUGACGUUUUUGUAUCGCGAAAUUCCGUGGCACGAUAUAUUGUUACACCCCUAAAAUAUACACACCGCAGUUCGGGGGGAGGAAUAUCUCAAGAGAGGAAAAGCUCCACUUGCUGAGAUGAACGGGGACGUUUGUGAUGAUGGACAAGAUGAAAUAAGGAUUUAGACACAAAAAAGUACGGAAGUGUAUUGCAUUCACUUGAGAGAAAAAAAAUCUGCUCUGUUUUUUCUGAAUUAACGAGAUAAUUAUCUCAGAAUUCUGAGAAAAGUUUUAAUGAAAAAAAAUCUGCUCUGUUUUUCUGAAUUAACCAGAUUCCUCACAACUUGCAAGAAACUGUCAUUCACUUGAGAGCUGGAUUUCAUGGAAGCAAACAUGUUCCUGUCCAGUUUAAUCCAGUUUUAUUCUGCUUUUGGUUUGAAACAUUGUCUUUAAGUUUUAUAGAUGGUAUUGUUAUUAGUUUGUCGACUUUGCGCAGGCACCUCAGGACUUUUGCGAUUGUUCAGACGGAAAGCGUUUUUUUUUUCAUUAAAACUUUUCACGGAAUUCUGAGAUAAUUAACUUGUUAAUUCAGAAAAACAGAGCAAAUUUUUUUCAUUAAAACUUUUCUCAGCAUUCUGAGAUAAUUAUCUCGUUAAUUCAGAAAAACAGCAGUUUUUUUUGUAUUAAAAUUUUUCUCGGAAUUCUGAGAUAAUUAACUCGUUAAUUCAGAAAAACAGAACAGAUUUUUUUUUUCUCAAGUGAAUGCAAUACGCUUCCGUAGAAAAGCCCCCAAAACAGACUCUACACUCAAACCCGACAGGACCUGGAGCAGCUUCUGAGGUUGGAGGUUGAAAGUUCAUCAACUAAACCUGAAGAUUUCCAUCUCAAAGAAGUGCAUGUCCCGGUCAGAUCUGGACCUGGAGCUUCACAAACACUUAGAAACCAGACUCAUCCAGACUUUUAGAACUUGUGUGACCAAGUUUUGUAAUCUCUUCUCUCUAAGAUCUUCUAGUUCUGUCGCAGCAACGAUUGUAACGAUGUAAGUGGAGUCAUGUUGUAUUUAUUAUAAACUGUUCAGACUAAAUAAAAUCUUCUACUCUUUCA
This is a messenger RNA of Cololabis saira (Pacific saury), 3412 nucleotides long. It is a transcript of the gene kctd12.1, whose product is annotated as potassium channel tetramerisation domain containing 12.1. The transcript has a single exon. The record is from RefSeq and is a predicted model, not a curated record. NCBI's taxonomy places the organism in Eukaryota, Metazoa, Chordata, Actinopteri, Beloniformes, Belonidae. Gene Ontology annotation, biological process: protein homooligomerization; regulation of G protein-coupled receptor signaling pathway. Gene Ontology annotation, molecular function: protein binding. The coding region runs from base 34 to 972 and encodes 312 amino acids. Gene Ontology annotation, cellular component: postsynaptic membrane; presynaptic membrane.